GCAUCUUCUCUUUAACAGCCCACUUUCCUUGUGGAACUGUCCAGAGUGCUAGCAAAUCCAGGAAACAGUCAGGUUGCCAGAGUUGCAGCAGGUCUACAAAUCAAGAACUCUUUGACAUCUAAAGAUCCAGAUAUCAAGGCACAGUAUCAGCAGAGGUGGCUUGCUAUUGAUGCUAAUGCUCGACGGGAAGUCAAGAAUUAUGUUUUGCAGACUUUGGGCACAGAAACUUACCGGCCGAGUUCUGCCUCGCAGUGUGUGGCUGGUAUUGCUUGUGCAGAGAUCCCAGUGAACCAGUGGCCAGAACUCAUUCCUCAGCUGGUGGCCAAUGUCACAAACCCUAACAGCACAGAGCACAUGAAAGAGUCGACAUUGGAAGCUAUUGGUUACAUUUGCCAAGAUAUCGACCCAGAGCAGCUACAAGAUAAAUCCAAUGAGAUCCUGACUGCCAUAAUCCAGGGGAUGAGGAAAGAAGAGCCUAGUAAUAAUGUGAAGCUAGCAGCUACUAAUGCACUCCUGAACUCAUUGGAGUUCACCAAAGCAAACUUUGACAAAGAGUCCGAAAGGCACUUUAUUAUGCAGGUGGUCUGUGAAGCCACACAAUGUCCAGAUACUAGGGUACGAGUGGCUGCCUUACAGAAUCUGGUGAAAAUAAUGUCCUUGUAUUAUCAGUACAUGGAGACAUACAUGGGUCCCGCUCUUUUUGCAAUCACAAUUGAAGCAAUGAAAAGUGACAUUGAUGAAGUGGCCCUACAAGGGAUAGAGUUCUGGUCCAAUGUCUGUGAUGAGGAAAUGGAUUUGGCCAUUGAGGCUUCAGAGGCAGCAGAACAAGGACGGCCCCCUGAGCACACCAGCAAGUUUUAUGCCAAGGGAGCACUACAGUACCUGGUUCCAAUCCUCACACAGACACUAACUAAACAGGAUGAAAAUGAUGAUGAUGAUGAUUGGAACCCCUGCAAAGCGGCCGGGGUGUGCCUCAUGCUUCUGGCCACCUGCUGUGAAGAUGACAUUGUCCCCCAUGUCCUACCCUUCAUUAAAGAACACAUCAAGAACCCUGAUUGGCGGUACCGGGAUGCAGCUGUGAUGGCUUUCGGCUGUAUUUUGGAAGGACCAGAGCCCAAUCAGCUCAAACCACUAGUUAUACAGGCUAUGCCUACCCUAAUAGAAUUAAUGAAAGACCCCAGUGUAGUUGUUAGAGAUACAACUGCAUGGACUGUGGGCAGAAUUUGUGAACUGCUCCCUGAAGCUGCCAUCAAUGAUGUCUACCUGACUCCCCUGCUGCAGUGUCUGAUCGAGGGCCUCAGUGCUGAACCCAGAGUGGCUUCAAAUGUGUGCUGGGCUUUCUCUAGUCUGGCUGAAGCUGCUUAUGAAGCUGCAGACGUAGCUGAUGAUCAGGAAGAACCAGCUACGUAUUGCUUGUCGUCUUCUUUUGAACUCAUAGUUCAGAAGCUUCUGGAGACCACAGAUAGACCUGAUGGACACCAGAACAACCUGAGGAGUUCUGCAUAUGAAUCUCUGAUGGAAAUUGUGAAAAACAGUGCCAAGGAUUGUUACCCUGCAGUUCAGAAAACUACUCUAGUCAUUAUGGAACGACUUCAGCAAGUGCUUCAGAUGGAGUCACAUAUCCAGAGCACAUCGGAUAGGAUCCAGUUCAAUGACCUUCAGUCUUUACUCUGUGCAACUCUUCAGAAUGUUCUUCGGAAAGUGCAACAUCAAGAUGCUUUGCAGAUCUCUGAUGUCGUCAUGGCCUCCCUGUUAAGGAUGUUCCAAAGCACGGCUGGGUCUGGGGGAGUUCAAGAGGAUGCCCUAAUGGCAGUUAGCACACUAGUGGAAGUGUUGGGUGGUGAAUUCCUAAAGUACAUGGAGGCCUUUAAACCCUUCCUGGGCAUUGGAUUGAAAAAUUAUGCUGAAUACCAGGUUUGUUUGGCAGCUGUGGGCUUAGUGGGAGACUUGUGCCGUGCCCUGCAAUCCAACAUCUUACCUUUCUGUGACGAGGUGAUGCAGCUUCUGCUGGAGAACUUGGGGAAUGAAAAUGUCCACAGGUCUGUGAAGCCACAGAUCCUGUCAGUGUUUGGUGAUAUUGCCCUUGCUAUUGGUGGAGAGUUUAAAAAAUACCUAGAGGUUGUAUUGAAUACUCUUCAGCAGGCUUCCCAAGCCCAGGUGGACAAGUCAGACUAUGACAUGGUGGAUUAUCUGAAUGAGCUAAGGGAAGGCUGCUUGGAAGCCUAUACCGGAAUUGUCCAGGGAUUAAAGGGAGACCAGGAGAACGUACACCCGGAUGUGAUGCUUGUACAACCCAGAGUAGAAUUUAUUCUGUCUUUCAUUGACCACAUUGCUGGGGAUGAGGAUCAUACAGACGGAGUCGUAGCUUGUGCUGCUGGACUGAUAGGGGACUUAUGUACAGCAUUUGGGAAAGAUGUACUGAAAUUAGUAGAAGCUAGGCCAAUGAUCCAUGAACUGUUAACUGAAGGACGGAGAUCAAAGACUAACAAAGCAAAAACCCUUGCUACAUGGGCAACAAAAGAACUGAGGAAACUGAAGAACCAAGCUUGAUCUGUUACCAUUGGGAUGAUAACCUGAGACCCCCACUGGAAAUCUCCAAUCUUUUGAAAAACCCGGAAGUGAGGAGUGUGCACGGAUGCUGAAUGUUUGGGAAUGAGAGGAUGAGUGAGUGAGGCUUGAAAACACACCACAUUGAAAAUCCUGCCACAGCAGCAGCCGCAGCCGCCAACAGCAGUGCUGUUAGUGAGCUAAGUAAGCACUGACUUCGUAGAAAACCAUAACGUCGGCCAUCUUGGAAGAGAGAAAAAACGAUGGAUUUACUUGCUUAAAAAAAAGAAAAGCUGUCUCUUCCCAGGAGAGGCUAGCACUAGCUUUUCUGUCUUUAGGCCGGUGUUGAGUGGGAUGACUAGUUUGCGCGAGGAGGAGGGACUGGGUUCAGCUGUGGUGCUUUGUUGUAAAAGGCAGCCUGGCCUUUGCUACUGAUAAGAAAGAUGGAGCCUGGGUCUGGAGCCCACCUUUGGUGUACCUUUGCCACACGGUACUGUAUGUGUGUCAGCUAAAAGGAGGGUGAAGGAUUCUUUACAGUCUGAGAAUGAGUGUGUGUGAGUGAGGCGGUAUCCACAUUCUCAACUUCAAGUCAUUGCAGUUUCUUUUUCCCAGAAAAAAAGGGGUUAGACAUUGCAUUUCAUAAAACUAACCGAAGUUCUGUCUACUGAUGCAGCACAAGAGAUGUAAAAAAAAAAAAAGGGAAAGACGCUCUUUAGGUUUCGUUUUUUGUUUUGUUUUUUAAUUAUCUUUUAGGGAAAACACUGACGAAUGUUCAGAGCUCCCAUCCUGAUCUAUUUCAUCAAGGCGCCUUUUCUAAUAAUAUGGUUCAACUGUGAAUGUAGAAUUUGGGGGGAGGGGGGAGAAAAAGAAAGCUCUGGAGUUAGAGGCUAUAGAAAAAAUACAAAUACAAUUGUUACAAAUAAAGAAUGCAGACUUCAAAAACAAAAGCCACAACCCAAACAAACCAAAAUUUAAAUGCUCAGAUUGGCAGCACAAAAGAAAAGUUCUCUUCUGACAUGUAUCAAGGCAGUCUGAACACCCUCAGAAAAUUGUGCCAAAGAAUUUAGAAAACAAAUAUACAAUAAAGUAAACACACACACACAGCAAACUUCAGGUAACUAUUUUGGAUUGCAAACAAGGAUAAAUUUAAUGUUCAAACAAUGUGAUAAAAUAACCAUUUGGAAACUG
Messenger RNA from Miniopterus natalensis, 3735 nucleotides. NCBI's taxonomy places the organism in Eukaryota, Metazoa, Chordata, Mammalia, Chiroptera, Miniopteridae. The record is from RefSeq and is a predicted model, not a curated record.